CUACUUCACCCCAGCCGCCUCAGUCGCGCAACCAAAGUCAAUCAGUAAGCGCACCUAAUAACAAUACUAUCCAUCGCUUCCUCGCGAAGUUUGCGUGCCACUUAAACACCGCGAUGAUAUUUCACAUUUGACGACGACGGUCGGAAUCGAGUUGGAUACUUUUUGUUUAUCGUGGUCAUCACCUUCCGUCACAGCCUUCAUCAAUAUCGCGGCUUAUCUCACAACUGCCAUUAUCAGUACUAAUUUCAGUGCACGAGACACCGGUGGAACUUAGCUCUAUAGGCAAAGCAGCUAAGACAGCUGAGACUUGCUUUGCUUGCAAGCUUGGAAACAGCACCGCCACUAGCGCAAAGUCAGCACAACAACAGCAAGUUUGGGCUCAAAACAUCGUGGUUCUUUAGUGCGGGGUUCGUUCGUUGCACAAGCUUUUGAAACAGUCUGGGGAAAUGGCGAUGGAGCAAUUCGAGAGCGUGUUUACGGCGAAAGAAAAUGCGGAAAUCGCGAAGGAGUUUACUCGACUAAAAGACACCUGCUACCUGGACCACGCCGGCACGACCCUGUACGCAGACUCGCAAAUCCGCGCCGUCGGCGACUGCCUCACGGGGAGUCUGUUCUGCAACCCGCACACCAGCCGCACCACCGAGGACCUGCUCGAUCAGGUGCGGUUCCGCGUUCUGCGGCACUUUGGCACCCGCCCGUCGGAAUAUGGGCUGGUGUUCACCUCGGGAACAACGGGCGCGCUGAAGCUGGUCGCGGAAUGUUUCGACUUUGGCGAUGAGGGGGCUUUUGUCUACACGAGGGACAAUCAUACUUCGGUGCUGGGGAUGAGGGCGGUCGUUGGUACGGAGAGGAUCGUUCCGAUUGGGAGGGAGGAUCUACGAGGUGGGCGAUCUACGGGGGAUGGGAAGCCUUCGUUGGUGGUCUUUCCAGCGCAGUGUAACUUCAAUGGGUUUAAGUACCCGUUAGGGUUGGUGGAAGAUAUAGAACGCAACGGUUUAGUUAGAUUCGAUGGCGAUCGCUUCCACGUUUGUCUGGACGCUGCUAGCUUUGUUUCAACGAACGCACUAGAUUUGGCCAAGCAUCAACCGAGCUUCGUCUGCUUGUCAUUCUACAAGAUAUUCGGCUUUCCAACUGGUUUGGGAGCCCUGCUAGUGCACCGAAGCGCGCAGAACCUACUGAAGAAGCGUUACUACGGUGGCGGAACGGUCAAGAUCGCGAUGGCCGGACGGAACUUCCACGUGAAGCGAGAUUCGCUCGCGGAUCAGUUCGAGGACGGAACGGUUCCGUUUACAUCGAUCAUUUCGCUGCUGCAAGGCUUUGAAACGCUUGAACGGUUGGUGCCCGCGAGUGGGGAGCUGUCUUCGAUUGAUCGCGUGUCUCGCCACACGUUUGCCCUCGGAAGGUAUUGCUUUCAAAGGUUGAGGGGGUUGCGGCACGCGAAUUCGAACUCGGUGGUGAAGUUGUACCACGAUACGGAGUUUGAGGAUCGCGGUUCGCAGGGAGGGAUCGUCAAUUUCAACGUUCUGCAUGAAGAUGGGAGUUUUGUAGGGUUCGCCGAGGUGGCCUACAUGGCCAGCGUCCACAACGUGGUGCUAAGAACGGGUUGCUUUUGCAAUCCGGGUGCUUGUCAGAGAUUGCUCGAGUUGACGGAUGAGGACGUGUUGAAGCAGUUCAACGCUGGGCAUGUUUGUGGCGACGCAAACGACUUGAUCGGGGGUCAACCCACGGGAUCGGUGAGGGUCUCGUUUGGGUACAUGAGUCGCCGCGAGGACGUCGAUCGACUGGUUGAGAUGGUUGAAAAGUGCUACGUUAAGAAGAUGACGGCGAACGGACUGACGAGAAAGCAGAUCGUUUCGAAUUAUAAGAACUACGAUCAACCAAAGUUGAAGAUGAUCUGCCUCUUUCCGAUCAAGUCUUGUGGAGCCUACAAGAUCACGACGAGUUGGCCGCUGUGCCACAAAGGACUGAAGCACGAUCGAGAGUUUGUGAUCGUUGACGAGAAUGGCGUUGCCAUGACCCAAAAGAAGCUAGUCGAAAUGUGCCUUAUCAAACCGAAGAUCGACCUUAAGACCAAUACGCUGAUUUUAACCCACCCAGCUAUGGAGAACUUCACUCUUAGUAUGGAACCACUAUCAAACGAAUCCCAAUCGAUCAAGCUCUGCCAAACCAAGGUCUGUCAGGACAACGUUCAAGCGAUCGACUGCGGGGACGCAGUCGCCAACUGGAUCAGUAUCGCGCUGCAAACCUCCGGACUGCGAUUGCUCAAACAGUCUGACGAUGAAGCCCGAACGCUGCGAAAGUCCACCACGGAGAUCGCCCUCUCCAACCAGGCCCAAUUCCUGCUGAUCAAUCAAGCCUCCGUACGAUGGCUUGCCGACCUCGUUCCCGACUGGGACGAUCUAUCCCAGGAACCAACGCUAGAAUCGCUGGUCGAUCGCUUCCGCGGAAAUCUGAUCAUCGACUCCGUGAAACCCCUCGAGGAAAGCUCCUGGACCCAGCUCCGCAUCGGUCCGCUCGAAUUCUCCGUGGACGGACCGUGCUCGCGCUGCCAGAUGAUCUGCAUCGAUCAGUCGAGCGGAACGCGAACGGCCGAACCGCUGCGCACGAUCGCCCGUGAGUUCAAGGGAAAGAUGCGCUUCGGAAUCUACCUGUCGCACGUCAAAUCGCUGGAAGGUUCGGACGAAAAAUUGCUGCACUGUGGAAGCCCACUUCAAGUUGUUGCGGAAUAACAAAAAUCUUUAUCCAAAACUAA
This is a messenger RNA of Culex quinquefasciatus (southern house mosquito), 2752 nucleotides long. It is a transcript of the gene mal, whose product is annotated as molybdenum cofactor sulfurase 2. The record is from RefSeq and is a predicted model, not a curated record. Gene Ontology annotation, biological process: Mo-molybdopterin cofactor biosynthetic process. Lineage: Eukaryota; Metazoa; Arthropoda; Insecta; Diptera; Culicidae. The transcript is spliced from 2 exons. Bases 447 to 2729 code for a protein of 760 amino acids. Gene Ontology annotation, molecular function: molybdenum cofactor sulfurtransferase activity; pyridoxal phosphate binding; molybdenum ion binding.